This is a messenger RNA of Oncorhynchus mykiss (rainbow trout), 984 nucleotides long. RefSeq names its product complement factor D (adipsin) (gene cfd). Gene Ontology annotation, molecular function: serine-type endopeptidase activity. Gene Ontology annotation, biological process: proteolysis. NCBI's taxonomy places the organism in Eukaryota, Metazoa, Chordata, Actinopteri, Salmoniformes, Salmonidae. The record is from RefSeq and is a predicted model, not a curated record.
UGCGCCAACUUGGCUGAUUUAUAUAUUUCCUCCCUUUCUGCGUUCAGAAUAAUACUGUGUGUUCUCUGCUCUGAGAGACACUGUAACCAAACAGACUGACACAAUGGGCUGUGAGAGACGGCUGUUCCUGACUGCUGCUCUGCUGGCUGUCUUUUUAUGCAGUGAUGCUAUCACCGGUGGACGAGAGGCGGAGGCCCACUCCCGUCCAUACAUGGCCUCACUGCAGGUCGCCGACGGAGGCAGGAUGAAACAUGAGUGCGGAGGGUUUCUGGUGGCCGAUCAGUGGGUGAUGAGCGCCGCACACUGCUUCCUCUCUGGGUCAGAAGGGAGGAAGGUGGUCCUAGGAGCUCACUCUCUGAGCGAACCGGAGGAUUCUAAACAAACCUUUGACAUUGUUCAAGUGUUCAGUCACCCUGAUUUCAGCAUCUCUAACUAUGAUAAUGACAUUGCUUUGGUCAAGCUGGACCGGCCAAUCAUUGCCAGUGAUGCAGUAAAGUCCCUGAAGUUCCAGAGUGACGAUGGGGCUGACCCCGCCACGGAACAGGAGGUCAACACGGCGGGGUGGGGGUCACUGAACAACCUGGGGUCGCGUCCUGACAAGCUACAGGAACUGGUCAUCGCUGUGAUGAACCGUGUUCGAUGCGGCCGCAGUGACUACUAUGGCAGGAAGUUCACCAAAAACAUGCUGUGUGCGGCCAGCAAACAGAGUGACACCUGUGAUGGUGAUUCUGGAGGUCCUCUCCUGUAUAAUGGUGUAGCAGUUGGGAUCACUUCAAAUGGAGGGAAGAAGUGUGGAUCCAGCAAGAAGCCUGGUUUAUACACCACCAUCUCCCACUACAGCCAGUGGAUAGACAAGACCAUGACUCAAUAGAAGCCUGGUUUAUACACCCCCAUCUCCCACUACAGCCAGUGGAUAGACAAGACCAUGACUCAAUAUAAGCCUGGUUUAUACACCCCCAUCUCCCACUACAGCCAGUGGAUAGA